AUGAGUUUAGUUUACGUAUUUGGUAGUGGAGAGUGCGAGCAAUUAGGUAAUUCUUUUAUCUUAAAUUUACUUUAAACAAUAGGUCUUGGAGAUGAUCAACCAUUGGAGAUCAAGAAACCAAGGAGAAUUCCUAUCUUUGACAUGGCAGGACUAGUAGGAAACAGAAUCUUGAAGGUUGUAUGUGGCGGGAUGCACACAGUUGCCCUCUCUAAUCAGGGAAAAGUCUAUACUUGGGGCUGCAAUGACGAGGGCGCUCUCGGCAGAUAGGGUCCAGAAAACACUCCUCUUGAAGUAGCAAACACUAUCAACGUUCCAAUCACUGACAUCACUGCUGGAGACUGCCACAGUAAUGCAAUGACAGGAAGAACAUAUGAGCCAGUGAAAGAGCCAACAAGAAUCGGCCAAGAACUGUUUAAUAAAUCAAAUAAGACUUAUAUUCAGAAAGUGCAGAGUGGAGCACAUCAUACAUUAGCUUUGACUACAGAUGGCGAAGUAUAUGGAUGGGGAGAUCCAGAAAGUGGGAAAAUUGGAAGAAUGCUAAAGACUAGAAACAAGAACGAACAAGCAUUGAGAAUAGAGAAAAUUCAUGCAAGACAUGUAAAGGAUAUCUAUUGUGGAAAUCACCACUCAUUUUACGUCAAUAAAGAUGGAAGAGUGUAUGCUUGGGGUUUAAAUAAUCAUGGCUAACUUGGAGUUGGACAUAAAGAGAAUCUCUGCACUCCAGAGCAUGUCCCAGAAUUAGAUGGUCAGCAUGUGACUUUUAUCACAGGCGGAGAGCAUCAUUCAAUUGCAGUGACUCAGGAAGGAAAAGUGUAUUGCUGGGGAAGAAACGAUGAAGCCCAGUGCGGUCUUGGCGAUUUAUAUGGAGCCUACAGAAAGAGAAAAGCUCAGGAGGAAUAUGAGAGAAUGAUGAAGGAAGAGGAAGAAAAGCAAAAGAAGUCAGAACUAGAAGCAUAAUAAAAGCUAUAGCAAUAGGAUGCAGUCAUGAAUGAAGAUAAAAUAGAGCAAUAGAAUCAAGAAGAUGGAGCUAAGCAAUAAAUUGAGCAAUCGCAAAAAGCAAAAUCUGGAGGACGCAAGAAGAAAACAGCCGAGGAGAAAUACGCUGAAAAAGAAGAUGAUUUAAUAAAUAUUGGUUAUUUCACUCAUCCCCAAAUUGUACUCGAUCUUUGGGAUGAUAAUGAUCAAACCAAGCAAAUCAAAAUUUCAAAGGUGUUUGCAUCUGGUAACUAUUGCUAUGCACUUUAAGUUAGUGAUGAGAAUAAAUCAAACUAAAUCUAUUCAUGGGGAAUGGGUUCUAGUUAUGUACUUGGAAAUAGAGAUGAGGAGAAUGAGUACAAACCAUACAAAGUCCAUCCAAAAAUGUUUGAGGAAUUCCCGGUAAGAGAUGUUGGUCUUGGCACUCAACAUGUCGUAGUUUUAACAUCUAAUGAUCUCAACAAUAAAUAGAUACCAGAAUUCGAGCCAGAGGUAGCUAAUUUUGUAAUUCCACCAGAAGAGAAAAAGAAGCCCGCUACUCCGAAAAUAGUUAAGUCUUAAAUUGAUAACAAUAAAAAGAGAUCCAGAGAAGAGUUUGAAUAGCCUGAAAAGGAAGAAAAGAAAGCAUACGAAGUUGAUGAGGAAAAGAAGGCUGAACCAGUCUCCCCUUUGGUGCAAGCAAAGCCAACCACUACUCCAAAGAAGUAGGAUAUUAUCUAGUCUUAAUAAGUGGAGCUUAUUAAGGAGCAAACUUCAAAGCCAGCUCAAAAGGAGAAGUCAAAAGUGAGAAAAGCCCCUGAAAGUUCAUAAAAAACUGCCAACAAAUAAAACAAGAAAACUGUAGCUGAGGAAAAACCUAAAAAGGAGGAAAAGAAGCAAGCAUCUGCUGGCAAGACAUAAGAAACCAAAUAGAAGGAGAACGAAUAAGCUAAGCCUAUAGUGUAAGGAGAUGCUAAGAAGAGAAAGCUGAAUGAUGGCAACGCUUAACCAAAAAAAGUCCAACAAAAAGAGGAAAAAGUAGAUAAGAAACCUGAAGCAAAUAAAAAAGGAAAAUCAUAAUAAAAAGAUGUAUCUCCUGCUUAAAACAGAGUAGCUAGCAAAAGUACAGGUAGAAAGGCUAAAUGA
Molecule: messenger RNA, 2100 nt
Organism: Stylonychia lemnae
Lineage: Eukaryota; Ciliophora; Spirotrichea; Sporadotrichida; Oxytrichidae
Source: the annotation of a GenBank genome assembly